This is a messenger RNA of Metarhizium acridum CQMa 102, 1008 nucleotides long. The record is from RefSeq and is a predicted model, not a curated record. Lineage: Eukaryota; Fungi; Ascomycota; Sordariomycetes; Hypocreales; Clavicipitaceae.
AUGGACGACAUCAGAAAAGACUUGCCUCUGUCCAUGACCAUGGCCGCCUUCAUUGGCAUCUCGUGGUACAUUGGCAUCGAGAUCAACGUGUCCCUGUUCCUCAUCUUCAAGCGGCGGCGCGGCCUGUACUUUUGGGCCUGCGCACUCACGUCGUGGGGCGUCAUCCUGCAGCCUCUCUUCAUCAUCCUCGCCGACUUUGGCGUGUGGAAAGACGCCGUGCCGUCCAUCGCCCUCAUCUACCUCUCCUGGCUGAUCAUGGUGGUGCCCCAAAGCUGGGUGCUGUACUCGCGGCUGCACCUGCUGAUGCACACGGCCAGCGUGCUCAGGGCCAUCAAGUACGUCCUCGUCUUCAACUCGGUUGUGUUUUCAAUACCGACCAUGGUGAUUGGCACCAUAGCUCAGGCCACGUCCAUCAACGGCAACCUGCCGGCCUUCAACCUCGUCUGGGACCGGAUCCAGCUCGUCGUCUUCUUCGUGCAGGAGGCCGCCCUCGGCAUCCUCUACAUCCUCCAGACCCGAAGGUACCUGCGCGGGCGGGCGCCGCUCACCGAGCACACGUGGUCCCCGUCGCCGGCCGGCCCGGCCGCCCGGCCGCAGACCAAGGAGCAGAAGGCGGUGCUGUGGCAGCUCAUAUACGCAAAUUGCGCCAUCAUCGCGCUCGACACUGUGCUGCUCGGCAUCCAGUGCGCCAACAUGUUCCACCUGCAGGGCGCCUUCAAGCCGUGCGUCUACGGCAUCAAGCUCAAGCUCGAGUUCGUCAUCCUCAACCGCCUGAUCCAGACGAUCCGCAAGCCCGCCGCCACGGCGCUCUACCUCGGCACCGGGCCCGAGAGCUCCGCCCGCAGCCGCCAGUCGAGGCACAACAGCAUGGGGCACAAGAAGCCCGCCGUCGUCGAGCCGCACGAGGACAACGACGCCGUGCAGCUGGUCGACAACAUCUCGGCGGGUGCCUUUGCCUCUCACAGUCGGGAGAGCCAGGCGCCGACGUAUCCCGGAAGCAUCAGGUGA